GACCCGGCAGGUGAGACCGCUCCAGGUUCACCGGAGGACCGGCGGACCCCGUGACCCCCGCCGCUCCAGGUGCCGGAUUCACGGACAGCUCUGCGGGGAAAAACCGGGGCUGCGAUGCGCCCAUAAGCAGAGUGCGACACGCACGCACAUCCGCACAAACCUGUCUCAAACGGGCCCCGUGUUGCAUCUCUAGGUUCGGGCUCCGAGUCCGAACCACAGGUGGUACCGUUCGGAGGGGAAAGCUGCAGAGAUUACCGUGAGGGGGGGGGGAGCUGAAGCCGCGCUGUCAGACGAGGAAGCGCGGCUCCAAACACGCCCAUUUCAGGCUGAGAGCCGCGGACUCAUCAGAUAACAGCGACUCACCGACCAACAUGCGCCCGCUCCACAAUGGACCUCACCGGGACUAACCCGCCGGACCGCGCCGCUACCAGCAGCUUGUUUCAGACUUGAAUGAUGGACAAGGAGCUCCUCCGUCAGAGCCAAUCAGAACAGACUUCCAAUGGCCCCGCCCCUUCCACGCCAACGACCCCCACCCCCCCGCGUCUCAUCCCCAACCCCAUGCUCCUGGACUCCCCCGCCCCCACGCUGACACCCACCACCUCCUCCCCUCCGCCCCCCCUCACCCCUGCUCCCUCUGUCUCCGCCAACCAUGGAGGACCGAAGGCCGUGGCGGCGGCUAGCGGCGCUCUGUCCCCUCACGUUCUGGUCCCUGCUCCUCACAAACCCCCACUCACUCUGCGGACUUACUCCCGCCCCAUCCUCCCUUCCCUCAAAGCCUCCGCCCCCACACAGACCACCUCUUCCUCUGCCGUUACAGCCGCUGCCGCUCCACCCUCCUCUGUGGCGCACAGCAACACCACCGUCUCAACCAAGACCUCCACCAGUCUCACCAACGGGAACCCUCGACCAGGCUCCACCCCCACCCCCAUCACGCCAUUCCACACGCCGGCCAGCCCACCUGGCAGACAGGUGUCAGCAGCUCACCCAGUGGGUACACCUGGCUCUGUUCAGGCCAAUCAGAGCCCCUCACCUGUCAGGCUCCUGGGGAAAGGUUUCAAAGGGACUGGGCAGGACCAGGUGCUGCUAAGAGCUCAGAUGCUGAUUCUUACGUCUGCUAUGCGACCUGCUCAGCCAUCUUCUUCCUCCUCUUCCUCCUCAGCCCCUCCCUCUAACCCCGCCUCCGCUCAGCUCCAGAGUCUCACCCUGAGGCGUCCUCCCCCGGGGACCCUCACCAUCCCCCCCUCCCUCAGGCUGAAACCCCCCUCCUCCGCCCCGCCACCUCUCUCUCGUCCCAACGCCCCCGCCUUCCCACCUCUCAGACCUCGACCGCAGCCCGGCAUCACGGCGACUGAGAGUCUGGCCACGCCCACUCGCCACCUUCCCGUCCCACCUCCGACUCUGUACUCUCCGGUCCGAGCCGUUCCUCUGAGACCGAGGCUCCACUCUCCAAACACUCAGCGGGCGGCGUCUCCUCGACAGUCCUCCACCCUGCGCCCCGCCUCCGCUGCUACGCCCCUUCAGGCCCCGCCCACCAGCAGACCUCUAACCAGGAUGAAGAGCUGUCCGUUGCCUCAGCUGGGUUCGGCUCAGCUCGGACCAUUACCCUCCCCCCACCAGUUUGAGCGCACGCCGUCGGCGGCGCGGCAGCUUCAGAUCAUCGCCCUGUCGUCGGGUCGACAGCCGAAGUCCGUCUCCAGACCUGCUGAAGACUCGCCGCCUCCUCCUCUGACCUCCUCGUCCUCUGCUCCUCCUCACUGUGGUCCAGGAUCUCCUUUGGGUCAAACUGGCCCUCCAACACAAACUCUGACCCAGAAAGGAAAACCAAAGGACGGCAGUGAGACAACCAGAGACGAAGGGGGCUCUGGUAAAGAUGUCCAGGUGGACAAAGACGUCCAAAGAGACAAGAUAGAGACAAAACGAACUGAGGCCAAGGAGGAGCCGGACCGAGAGGAGGAGGAGAUGGAUGUGACAGAGGAAGGAGAGAGGAGGAAGGAGGAGGGAGAGACUCCCAUGGAUCAGUCCGAGACCCUCCCCGAGCAGGUCCACCAUCAGAACCAGAGACCUGAUACCAUUAAAGACUCCACAGAGGAAUCAAAACUCAACCUGGGUCCCACUUCAUCUCAAACUCCAAGACCAGCACCAGUCCAGGCAUCAGGACCAGUCCAGACAAAGGUUCCAGGACCAGCUUUAAUCCAGACAACGGGACCAGUUUCAGUCCAGACACUGGUUCCAGGACCAGUUCCGGUCCAGAGACCUGUUCUAGAACCAGUUCAGGUCCAGACACCCAUUCCAGGACCAGUUCCAGUGCAGACACCAGUUCCAGGACCACGAACGGUUCCAGAGGUUUCAGUCCAGAACCAGAAGGUGCCGGAGCCUCACCGGGACCUGCAGCCCGUGAGUCAGGAGGACUUCUGUGAGAACAUGUCGACCCAGUCCGAUAAUCAGUCAGCGUUGUCCAGCCUGUCCUCCCAGUCACCCCCCUCCUCACCAUUCGUCACCUCCUCAUCAGAACCCCCUCCCCCCCUCCUACCGCCUCAGACCACCCGCCCGACCGACCUCAGCCUGUUGCGGCACGAGGCCAGGAAAGUCGACGGAACGCCGCCGGAGUCGAGGCCCAGCGCCGAGACGGAGCCUCUCUGCCGAUCAGAGGACGAGUCCGAGAGCUGCGGCCAAUCGCUGGGCGGGCCCUGGGAGAUGAAGGCGUGGCCUGAAGGACGACAGGUGCUGACUCACCUGGUGGAAGGGUUUGUCAUCCAGGAGGGGCUGGAACCGUUUCCUGUGAACCGCUCAUCCCUGCUGGUUCCGGAGCAGGUGACCCGACCGCAGGAAGUGAACGGGACCAACGGGAGAGCGGCGCCGCCCGCCACAGAACCGGUGAAACCGACCGAGGCGUCCACAGACUCGGAGGACGGAGGACGAGGGGACGCGGACGAACCCGAGACUAGACCAGCCCACAAGGACCGGGCCGUGCUGCACUGCCAGUUCUGCGGGAAGCGAGGCCACGCCCACAACUUCAUGAGGUCCAAACGCUUCUGCUCCACUUCCUGCGCCCGAGGGUUCAACGUCCGCCUGACGAAGCGCCUGCGGGCUCUGAGCGCUGGCAGCCGGUCCGAGAGGCCCCGCCCCUCCCUGAACCGGGCCGAGUCGGUACCAGGGAAACCUCUGCUGCUGCGCCUGCCUCGGGAUCUGUGGAGUGCCGGGCGCCGUGACAAGGAAGGGAAGGAGCGGGUGGCGGCGGUGGAGCAGAGGGAGGAGGAGGAGGAGCUGGAGGGAGGAGGAGGUGAGGAAGACGACGACGAUGGAGAAGAAGAGGAGGACCCCGCCGUCGCCAUGGCAGCCAGGAUGGAACGCCGAGCGACUCGCAGGGUGAGGAGGGCGUCGGCGCCGGCCGUCACCAGCUCCGCUCCGGCCACGCCCACAACCACCUUUAGACCCGCCCCCUCGCAGUGGAGCGUGGAAGAGGUGACCGCCUUCAUCCACAUGCUGCCGGGCUGCGGUGACGUGGCAGAGGCGUUCCGGCUGCAGGAGAUCGACGGUCAGGCUCUGCUGCUCCUCACCGAGGACCACCUGAUGACCAGCAUGAACAUCAAACUGGGCCCGGCUCUGAAGAUCUGCGCUCACAUCAACACGCUGAAGAACCCGUGAGGCGGAGCCCCAAGGACGAGCCGAAGACGACAGAACAAAGUCACAAAAAGAGGAGAAAGUUCGGCUCGUUGGUCGUUCCUGAGGUUUUAGAAACCGGAGAACCCACGGGUGUUCGGUCCCGUUCUGCCCGUCUGCAGCAGGACGUCUGAGGAGUUUUUGUAUUUUUGUGAAUAUUUUACAAGCUACUGGAGAGUGUACAUUUCAAAAUAUUUCAUGAAGGAUUUUGAACAUUUAAUAUAUAAAAUUUGUCUAGUUUUUUUUAGCAACGUGACGUUAACGACAAAUCUAUCCCUGUAGCCGACAUAACCAGUGUGUGUAAAGAGUUAAAUAAAAUAAAUAAAACGUAGACUUUGUAAGUGAUUGAUGAAAGUUUAAUGUUUUAUAUCGAUAUAUUCUGGACAAAAAAUCUGUGGGUUAAAAAAGUCACGAUCAGGGUCGAGACGGACGU
This is a messenger RNA of Nematolebias whitei (Rio pearlfish), 4093 nucleotides long. It is a transcript of the gene phc3b, whose product is annotated as polyhomeotic-like protein 3. The coding region runs from base 451 to 3645 and encodes 1064 amino acids. Lineage: Eukaryota; Metazoa; Chordata; Actinopteri; Cyprinodontiformes; Rivulidae. The transcript is spliced from 12 exons. The record is from RefSeq and is a predicted model, not a curated record. Gene Ontology annotation, molecular function: zinc ion binding; protein binding. Gene Ontology annotation, cellular component: PRC1 complex; nucleus.